UUAAAGGAGAGCAUGUGAAAUAUCAAUUUCCCUGGAUGACAUCUUAGCCAUUAUGGGUUGUUUUUGUUUGUUUGCAUUCAAGUAUUUGUUACUCCACAUUCCCUCAAACACACACAACAUGGAACUUCCACUCCUACCACUCCUUGCACUAAGCUUCUCUCUCACCAUUCUCUUCGGAUGGGUUUCUGCUGAUUUUCUAUCCCUCAAACACCAUUCAACUUCUUCAUUUCCACCGAACUUUCUUUUCGGAACUGCAUCUUCUUCGUAUCAGAUUGAAGGAGCUUACUUGGCUGAUGGAAAGGGGCUAAAUAACUGGGAUGUUUUCACUCACAAGCCAGGAACAAUAACUGAUGGAAGUAACGGCGAUGUUGCUGAUGAUCAUUACCAUCGUUAUAAGGAAGAUGUGGAUCUUAUGGAAGGCAUUGGAAUCAACAGUUAUCGCUUCUCAAUAUCAUGGGCCAGAAUUCUGCCCAAGGGGAGAUUCGGCAAAGUGAAUUGGGCUGGCAUUGAUUACUAUAACAGUCUCAUUGACACACUUCUCUCCAGAGGAAUAGAACCUUUUGUCACAAUAUCACAUUAUGAUAUUCCUCAAGAACUUCAGGAAAGAUACAAAGGUUGGCUAAGUCGUGAGAUUGAGAAGGAUUUCAAGUAUUAUGCAGACAUAUGCUUCAAGAACUUCGGUGACAGAGUGAAAUACUGGAUCACAUUUAAUGAACCAAAUGUUGCAUUUAUUUGUGGCUAUAGAAAAGGGUUAUGGCCUCCUGGUCGUUGUUCCGGUUCAUUUGGGAAUUGCACCAGUGGUGGGGACUCAGAAAGGGAACCUUUCAUUGCAGGUUCUAACCUUCUUUUAUCCCAUGCCACUGCUGUUCAUCUCUACAGAACCAAAUAUCAGAAAAAUCAAGGAGGGAGAAUUGGAGUUGCCAUGAAUACUAAAUGGUUUGAACCCUUCACCAACUCCUCAGAAGACAAGAAAGCUGCGGAGCGAGCUCAAUCAUUUUACAUGAACUGGUUUCUGGACCCAAUUAUCCUAGGGGAGUAUCCAAGGGAAAUGCGUGAAAUAUUGGGAGAAGACCUUCCACCAGUUCCAGAAAGCCUAAAAAGAAUGAAACCUGCAAUAGAUUUCAUUGGAGUAAACCACUAUACUAGUUACUUUGUAAAGGACUGCAUCCACUCAGUGUGUGAACCGGGAGAAGGGUCUACAAGGACAGAAGGUUUUGCUCUCACAUCGGCCAAAAUGAAUGGCCUUAGCAUUGGAGAACCGACUCAACUUGAGUGGUUGUAUGUUUACCCACAAGGCAUAGAGAAGAUUGUGACUUACAUUAAGGAGAGGUACAACAAUAUACCAAUGUUCAUUACUGAAAAUGGAGUUGGGAUGAAAGAGAACUCCAACCUCACCACUAAAGAAAUGAUCAAUGACCUGGAAAGAGUGGAGUACUUGCGUGCUUACUUGGAUUCCUUGGCCACAGCAAUAAGGAAAGGAGCAGACGUGAGAGGGUACUUUUUGUGGUCUUUUCUUGACAACUUUGAGUGGACUCAUGGAUCCUCUAUAAGGUUUGGACUUCAUCGUGUGGACUAUGACACUCUUGACAGGACUCCAAGAAUGUCUGCUUCUUGGUACAAAGAUUUCAUUGCUCUUCAUGCCACGAAACCUUCACAUACUCAAGAAUGACAAAGAAUCAAUGGAAUGGUGAGUCAAGAAAUUAAUGGGCUGAAGAAGUUAAAGUGUGUAUAUUGUAAUUGUUUUCUUUAGACUUUUGGCCUUCAAUCUACUGUAAUCUUGUCCAAUAAAUAAAUAAA
Vigna unguiculata (cowpea) is the source of this 1797-nucleotide messenger RNA. Its product is annotated as beta-glucosidase 46-like. The record is from RefSeq and is a predicted model, not a curated record. Gene Ontology annotation, molecular function: beta-glucosidase activity. Gene Ontology annotation, biological process: carbohydrate metabolic process. Lineage: Eukaryota; Viridiplantae; Streptophyta; Magnoliopsida; Fabales; Fabaceae.